UUCCCCAGAUUCCCUCAACCACGGCGACCACGGCCGGGACUAGAGCUAGAGAUCAUGGCUGCUCGCUGCCCCAUCUGUCUUCAUGUGUGCACAUAAAUAGGUUAUGUUUUGUGUGUUGUCUGUGGACCAGUUUAGACUUUUCCGAUAGCUGAUGGUAAGGUUAGAAUAGAAAGAGGAGAGCUGCUUCCACUGCACAAGAUACACAAGACUGCGUUAUGGGCAUCUAUGGCCUCAGCUCGUUCUUUCGCCAAAAUCCAGAACUUUCUGAACUGAAGUACCUUCACGACACGAAACUCGUCAUUGAUGGAAGCAACCUGGUUUACAUGAUCUAUUUAUCAUCUAACCUGGAGUGUGUAUAUGGAGGUGACUAUGACAGGUAUGCAGAAGCAAUCCGAGACUACUUCGCCAUCUUUAAGAAGUGCAACAUCGAAGUCGUCAUAGUGUUUGAUGGUGGCUAUGACAUUUCCAACAGCAAACUCAAGACAUGCCAGCAGCGCAUGCAACAACGUCUUUCUGCUGCAAAACAUAUUGCAAAGACUGGAUGUGGCUCUCGUAAAGUUCUACCAAUACUGGCACAUGAGGUCUUCAAAGACAUUGCUCGUGAACUUGGCAUCCCCAUUGUGCAAUGUCACUUCGAGGCUGACGAAGAGAUUGUAGCCAUUGCCAAUCACCUUGGCUCCCCUGUUGCAAGUCAAGACAGUGAUUUUUACAUAUUCGACAUCAAAGCAGGAUUCAUCAGGCUGGAUUUCAUUGCAGAAUCUGUGUGCACACAAGUUGUAAAUGGUGCCGAGGUCAACUGCUUGUCAUGCCAGUGGUAUCACAUUGACAACCUGCUUUGUCAUUUCCCAGGUUUUAAGCAUUCUCUUUUACCAUUUUUUGGAACACUUCUUGGCAAUGACUUUGUGGAUGCUAAAAUGUUUGAAAACUUCUGCAGCCGCCUAAAAUGUCCUAAACAACGUGGUCCUAGACGAAAACUCUACAUCUGCAAGCAACACACAAAAAUGAUUGGACUUCUGCACUGGUUGAGUUCUGUAGAUGAAAACAAUGUUAUCACUGAAGUGUUGAGUACACUGAAAAGUAGUAAGCGGGAGGAGGCUAGAAAAAUCAUUGCUGAUAAUGUAGAAAGAUACACAAAGUGCAAAUCCUCUUUUGCAGAGCACUUGAUGGAGAAUGGUCCAGUUACGUUUUCCUUUGCAUCUGGUACACCAUUUCCUUCUUGGUUUACAGAAAUGCUUUUCAGUGGCAAAGUGAGCCCAUAUGUCAUUAAUGUUGCGGUCAUACGUAGGGUGUUCCAGCUGGUGCAGGUAGACUGUUUUGAGAAGCCAAGCAGCUAUAUUUGCUCGCUCACUCUACGACAGGCUUUGUAUGGUAUAAUAUUAGGAUCUGACAGCAAGAGAAAUAUUGGCCAAAAUACAGUUGAAGAAUUUGACCGUGAGGGAAGGAACAUGAAAAGGUUCUAUGUUGAGCCUUGUUUUAAUGUUCCAUGUUAUGGAGAGUUGCCAGAGCUAUCUGACAUUCCUGGUAUGGAUUUGCAGUCAAGACAGAUGCUCUUGAGGUGCCUUUUGAAGUGUGAGGAUAUAAACCUACUAUGUGCUGAGCCACUGCAACUUGUGCUCUUUGUUAUUCAUUUCUGGCUGCGAAACUCCACAGAAUCAACAAAUGAGAAUCUCUUGAGAUCAUUGUUACUUUCUAUGGUACUGCUUCGGCUGUCUUCCGAGAGUAAAGAAUCUUUAGCGAAACAUGAUCCAAAGCUGUGCGCACCUUCUUGCAGCAAACAGAUGUCUGAUGGACUGCUCAAUACCAGGGUUAUCCUGACUGUAUCGGAUAUACCAGAUGAGGUUGCUCUAAGUGCAAUCAGAAACUUCUCAAAGUAUUUUUCUCGCCCUUUGCACAAUCAUGCCCGUCCCUUUGACUCUGAGCUGACCUACUCCUGCAGUCAGUUCCAAACAUGCCUUUUGUUUACAAGGUACAUCAAUAGAAUCUUACAAAUGCCAUAUACCGACACUGAAAUCCAUUUCACACUUAACGGAACAUUUCUGUACAACUUUACUAAAGAGCUGGACUCUCGUGUACAGCCAGACUUGUUUAUAUCAGAGUACUUAGGAAGAGGUUCUAUGUUGGACACAGCUUUUUCAAAGUUCUAUAAAAUGUUCAGAGAAACUGUUCCAGAUGAAUAUUUCAAAGAAAAGAGUAUGACUGCAAAGCCAAAGAAGCGUGCCUCCAAGCACAAAACGCUUGCGAAAGACUUGGAAUGUGACACCGUUUCUUUAUCAAAUCGUUUUGGAGUAUUAUUGUAAAUCAGUGUAUUUGUAUGGAAUAGCAACAUUUGGAAAUCUGUAUAUAUUGCCUUUUGUGGUAUUUACAGACUGAAAACUUUCAGCAAGUGUAAAGUUGCUGUUACUUACUAAUUGUGCAACUUGGACGCAUAAAAUGCUGAAAACUGA
Molecule: messenger RNA, 2444 nt
Organism: Ornithodoros turicata
Lineage: Eukaryota; Metazoa; Arthropoda; Arachnida; Ixodida; Argasidae
Gene: ast
Product: protein asteroid homolog 1-like
Exons: 3
Coding region: 216-2297 (693 amino acids)
Molecular function (GO): nuclease activity
Source: RefSeq, a predicted model, not a curated record